Molecule: messenger RNA, 5848 nt
Organism: Salarias fasciatus (jewelled blenny)
Lineage: Eukaryota; Metazoa; Chordata; Actinopteri; Blenniiformes; Blenniidae
Gene: znf423
Product: zinc finger protein 423
Exons: 22
Coding region: 480-4874 (1464 amino acids)
Biological process (GO): regulation of transcription by RNA polymerase II
Cellular component (GO): nucleus
Molecular function (GO): DNA-binding transcription activator activity, RNA polymerase II-specific; RNA polymerase II cis-regulatory region sequence-specific DNA binding
Source: RefSeq, a predicted model, not a curated record
GAGGCUGUGCUCGCCGCAGCGGAGGACAGGGGGACCGCCGGCGAGACGGGAAGUUGCUCGCGUUUAUUCUACAGGUUGCGUGCGCCACGAGCGACCGCCGCGGAGGGGAACGCACCGGAGGAGCCGCGCGCAGCUGCCGCAGCCGCCGCCGCCGAAGCCACUGCCGGCUCCGAGCCGCCUGUUUGCUUGUUGUCGCCGGACUAACGGACGUUUCUCACUCCGAGGCUGAAGCUGCCGCAUUGCAACAGGCGGAGAAGCAGCAGCGAAGUGGAGAGAAGGAAGAAAGAAGAAGAAGGAGGAGGAGGAGGAGGAGGCGGAGGAGGAGGAGAAGAAGGACAGACGAGACCGACUUGCGUCCGCCUGCAUGGUUAGCCGAAAACGCGGAACGGAACAAACGCGCAAUUUAAAGAAGAAACAUUUGAAAUAAUAUUGAUAAUAAUAAUAAUAAUAAAGCUAGCGAACAGAACAGCAGACCAGAGAUGUCGAGACGAAAACAGGCCAAGCCUCGCUCCGUUAAAGCAGUAGAAGAAGGGGAGUCGUCUGAGUGUGGAGGAACCUGGGAUGAAUCAACUGUCCAGACAGACGUGCUGGCGUCGGACAGAGAGGCAGAUCCCAAAGAAGGCCAGGGCGCACCUGCCGAGGACGGAGAGCCGGAGGAGCACGACGAGCGCGAUGACAGAGAUCACGACGACGACAUAGACGACGAGUCCAUCUUCACCUGUGACAACUGUCAGCAGGACUUCGACUGCCUGGCCGAGCUCACCGAACACAGAACCAACCACUGCCCGGCCGACGGUGACGAUGACCCUGCGGGUCUGUCCUGGGUGCCUUCCUCACCUUCCAGUAAAGACAUUGCGUCGCCUUCCCAGUUGCCCGAUGGCUGCUGUGACCUUGGCAUGGCCACCGGUGGCGAGGAGGAGGGAGGCGCCGGCCUGCCGUACCCCUGCCAGUUCUGUGACAAGUCCUUCAGCCGUCUGAGCUACCUGAAGCGACACGAGCAGAUCCACAGCGACAAGCUGCCUUUCAAGUGCACCUUCUGCAGCCGUCUGUUCAAACACAAGCGGAGCAGAGACCGCCAUGUCAAACUCCACACAGGAGAUAAGAAGUAUAGCUGUCAGGAGUGUGAAGCUGCAUUUUCCCGCUCUGAUCACCUGAAGAUUCAUCUGAAGACACACAGCUCCAGCAAACCUUUCAAGUGCAGUGUGUGUAAACGUGGCUUCUCCUCCACCUCGUCUCUGCAGGGCCACAUGCAGGCUCAUCGGAAAAACAGAGAACACCUUGCGAUGAGGAGCGAGCGGGAUGGAGGCAGGAAGGGAGCAGGAGGAGAGGCCGACCUGGAGCAGGACCUCUACAUGUGCGAUUACUGCGAGGAGACGUUCAGCCAGACCGACGAGCUGGAGAAGCACGUCCUGACCAGACACCCGCAGCUGUCCGACCGAGCUGACCUGCAGUGCAUCCACUGUCCCGAGAUCUUUCUGGACGAGGCCUCCCUCCUCACGCAUAUUGAAACCCAGCAUGCCAACCGCAAACACAAGUGUCCCGUCUGUUCGGAACAGUUCCCCUCUGUGGAAGACGUCUACUGCCACUUAGACAGCCAUCGUCAGCCCGACUCCUCCAAUCACAGCGCUGCCAGUCCGGACCCCCCGCUGGGCAGCGUCGCCUCCAUGAGCUCGGCCACGCCAGACUCCAGCGCCAGUCUGGAAAGAGGCUCCACGCCCGACUCGACGCUGAAGCACAUCCAGGGCAGCGAGCGAGGCCGCAGGAGAGGCACCGACACCGGGGAGGACAUGGGCAUAAGCCUGGGACAUCAAGGUGGAGGUGGAGGAGGGAACUGGGGUAAAGUGACAUACUCUUGCCCCUACUGCUCAAAGAGAGACUUCCACAGUCUGGCAGUGUUGGAGAUUCAUUUGAAGACCAUCCACGCAGACAAGCCACAACAAAGCCAUACGUGUCAGCUCUGCCUGGAAACACUGCCAACGCUCUACAACCUCAACGAACACGUGCGCAAAGCUCACCGAGCCAGUGGCGGGAGCGCGGGGACGGCGGCGUCGACUUUUCCUCUGCUGCAGUUCACAAACGUCACGGCGUUUCACUGCAACUACUGUCCGGACAUGUUUGGAGACAUCAACUCUCUGCAGGAGCACAUCCGGGUGUCCCACUGCCUGCCCGGCGGCAUCAUGGCGGGAUCCACCACUUUAGAGGGGAAUCAUGCCUUCUUCUGCAACCAGUGCUCCAUGGGUUUCCUGACGGAGUCGUCGCUGACGGAACACAUCCAGCAGACACACUGCACGUCCGCUACAGGCGGCGGAUCUGCGUCUGGAGGAGCCGUGGCCAAACUGGAGUCUCCCGUCCUGCAGGCGGCAUCGCAGUCCUUCAUGGAGGUUUACUCCUGCCCUUACUGCACGAAUUCUCCUAUCUUCGGCUCACUCCUCAAGCUCACCAAGCACAUUAAGGAGAACCAUAAGAACAUCCCGCUGGCCAACAACAAACGCCAGGCCAAAGUGGCGGACCUCAGCCCCGCCUCAUCCGAUGUGGAGAUCUCCUCUCCGAAGCGCCACAGACUGGGUGGGGACUCCACGCCAUCCAUGGGGAGCAACGGAGAUUACCCGUGCAACCAGUGCGACUUACGAUUUGCCAGUUUCGAGGGCUUCCAGGCCCACCUGAAGUCACACCUGGAGAUGCUGCUGAGGCGCCAGUCCUGCCCGCAGUGCAACAAGGAGGACUUUGAGUCCCAGGAGGCUUUGCUGCAGCACCUGACGGUGCACUACACCACCACGUCGACUCAGUAUGUGUGCGAGAGUUGCGACAAGCAGUUCUCCUCGGUGGACGACCUGCAGAAGCACCUGCUGGACAUGCACACGUUCGUCCUGUACCACUGCACUCUCUGUCAGGAGGUGUUUGACUCCAAAGUCUCCAUACAGGUGCAUUUGGCAGUGAAGCAUAGCAACGAGAAGAAGCUGUUUCGCUGCACAGCUUGUGCCUGGGACUUCAGGAAAGAGACAGAUCUUCAGCUUCAUGUCAAACACAGCCACCUGGGACAGAGGUCAGGCCUUCCUGGAGGACUUGGUGCAGGACUGAAGCCCAGGAAAUGCAUCUUCUGCGGGGAGACGUUUGGAACAGAAGUGGAGCUGCAGUGUCACAUCACCACGCACAGCAAGAAGUUCACGUGUCGCUUCUGCGGCAAGGCUUUCCACGCCAUCUCCCUGCUGGAGAGACAUCUGAGAGAGAAGCACUGCGUCUUCGACGGCGGCAACAUCACCGGAAACGGAGGCGGCACAGGAAGCAGCAGCAGCCAGAACGGGACGCCCAACGGACUGGCGCAGACCUCGAAGCGUGGAGGAGGGGGUGGAGGAGGAGGAGGAGCCGGAAGUGGCAAUGGAGGCCCGGGGGGCGUGGAGAGAGCGACGGUCGCGGUGGCCGAACAGGCCGACCUGCAGAACAUGCUCCUGAAGGGCAGCGUUGUGGGAGGAGGGUCUGGCCAAGGAGGGGAAACUGCCAACAGCCACGAGGCCAGCGGGGGCGAGGAGGAGCUGGACAAUUCAGAGCCCAUGUACGCCUGCGAUAUCUGCGGCGCCGCCUACACCAUGGAGUCCCUCCUGCAGAACCACCGGCUGCGAGACCACAACAUCCGGCCAGGAGAGGACGAUGCCGGUUCUCGAAAGAAGAAGGCGGACUUCAUCAAAGGGAACCACAAGUGCAACGUGUGCUCCAGGACGUUCUUCUCGGAGAACGGGCUCCGCGAACACGCUCAGACUCACCGAGGUCCUGCCAAACACUACAUGUGCCCCAUAUGUGGCGAGCGGUUCCCCUCUCUGCUCACGCUCACCGAACACAAGGUGACCCACAGUAAAAGCCUGGACACAGGAACCUGUCGAAUCUGUAAGAUGCCCCUGCAGAGCGAGGAGGAGUUCAUCGAGCACUGUCAGAUGCACCCUGACCUCCGCAACUCCCUCACCGGCUUCCGCUGCGUCGUCUGCAUGCAGACCGUCACCUCCACCCUGGAGCUGAAGAUCCACGGAACCUUCCACAUGCAGAAGCUCUCCACCGGUUCUGCUCUUGGAGGAGCCGUAGGAGGAGGAGGAGGAGGAGGAGGAGGUGGGAAUGGAGGAGCAGGUGGGGGCAACGGCUCAGCCUCUUCAUCCCCUAAUGGGCAGCUGCAGCAGCAUAAGCUGUAUAAAUGCGCCUUCUGCCUCAAGGAGUUCAAGAACAAAGGCGAGCUGGUGAAGCUGGAUGUCAAUGGCCUGCCUUACGGCCUCUGUGCUGGUUGCAUGAGCAGGGGCACGAACGGCCAAAGUCCCAGCCUGGGAGGGGCCGCCACACCUGGAGACACGCAGGGGGAGAAGGCCAUGGUUGGGCUGAGAUGUCCAGAGUGUGGGGUGAAGUUUGAAAGCGUGGAGGACCUGGAGAGUCACGUCCAGUCGGAUCACCCCGAGGUCAGCCCCGAAACCAGCGCAGCGGGGAAGAAAGCCGAGGCUUCACCCGCGCCCAAGAAAAAGACGUACCAGUGUAUUAAAUGCCAAAUGACGUUUGAGACAGAACGAGAGAUCCAGAUUCACGUGGCGAAUCACAUGAUCGAAGAGCCCGCCUGUCGGCAAGAGGAGGGCAUCAAUCACGAGUGCAAGCUGUGUAACCAGAUGUUUGAUUCACCUGCCAAGCUGCUUUGCCACCUGAUAGAGCACAGCUUUGAAGGCAUGGGAGGUACCUUCAAGUGUCCCGUCUGCUUCACAGUGUUUGUGCAGGCCAACAAGCUCCAGCAGCACAUAUUUGCCGUUCAUGGUCAAGAAGACAAGAUCUAUGACUGUUCCCAGUGUCCACAGAAGUUCUUUUUUCAGACAGAACUACAGAACCACACACUGAGUCAGCACGCGCAGUGAGACCGGGGCCCGGCAGGAUCUCUCAGCUCAGCCGGGGCCCCCGACCCGGAGCCGGCAGGGGACCCCCAUCUCCACAUCACAGCCAAUCAAAGUGUCAUUUGCUACUCACAUGUAAAACUCUAACGAUCGCGCCACUGGGCGCGGCUAUUAGGAGCAGCGGGGGAAAGGAAUAUUAAUGGGAUAUGCUAUUAAAUAAAGAAAGGAAAAAGUGGGUGAGGGAAAACGGUAAGAGCAAGAUGAAGGAGAGAGAAGGGUGAACAAAGGUAUUGUACGUGCAGUAUUUUUUAUUGUCCCUGCCAAACCCUCCCCUACCCCACCGCUCCCUCGGACUCCCCCUCUUCCUCCUCCUCCUCCUCCUCCCUUCAGUCACUCCCCAGGUCAUGCAUUUAUUUUUUUUAACAAAUAGAAAAGAGGAAAAAAAAAAAAAACAAGAAAACACAAUUUGUUUUGGGAUUUUUUUUCAUUAGAUUGUAGAAAGAGCUCCACUUUGUUGUCCCACUCAGUUGCUUAUUUUAUUCAACUUCAUAGGUGCCAAUUUCUUUGAUUUUUCUUUAUUCCAUAUGCGCUUAUUUUCUUCGUUUUCAUUUUUGUACCUUUCAUUUCUUGCAGUAAGUAGGUACUUGUGCUGUGUUGUGAUUGUUUGCCAGUCGUAAUAUUCCUGAAUCCUCUCCCUCCAAACUAUCCUUUUUAUGAUUAUUGUUAUAUAUAUUUUUCCUUUUUGUAAUUACUAUGAGAAAAAAAAAACAAACAAAACAAACAAACAUCAAAACAAAAUAAAGUGCAGAAAACCAUACAGAUGUUUCUUUUUUUGGACUGGGUUUUCCAGUCUCUAUGGGGCCUGUAAUGGUUAUUGUAAAAAAUGAAUAUCAUCGAUUUCAGUGCGUCUGGUCAAUGACUGCUUUUUAAAUGUGAAUUAACCAGAUUGCAAUAAUCCAGUACAGAAAAAAAAGGAUAAAACAAAUAAAUAAAUGACA